This is a messenger RNA of Dentiscutata heterogama, 343 nucleotides long. The record is from the annotation of a GenBank genome assembly. NCBI's taxonomy places the organism in Eukaryota, Fungi, Glomeromycota, Glomeromycetes, Diversisporales, Gigasporaceae.
AUCCUUUAGUCGUAAUAUCAAUUCCAAGUGCAAUAGAUGUAGGAUUCCCAUUAACUAAAGGAUGGGUGCUAAAAAGUAACCAAAAAUUGGGGAAUAGAGGUGGUGUUAAAAUCAAAAAAAAUAUAAAAUUACUAUUAGAGCACUUUUUUUUGAGCAAAAAUCUGAAAAAGGAUAGAAUGAGCACAAAAAACAUGUAUGACAAGCUCUUGAAUUACGCUGAGGCUGGGGAUAUAGAAAAGGAGGAUAUUCCACAAAUUCUCACAAUACAAAAUUGGAUAAACUUGUAUAAUAGUGCUUUUAAGCGAAGAGCAACAGAAAAUGAAUUUGAGUCUAGAUCUAAAAA